AUGGAGGCCGAGCGAUGCAAGCAACUUCGAGAGAUGCAUGCUCUUCUGGCCUUUGCGUGCUUCCUCAACGGCCUCACCUUGGUCUGCAUGGCGAUCCUGCAGUUGACCGAGCCGGAGCUGCUGAACUUGGGGUUGAUUCUCAGGCGUAUUUUCCAGCCGUUGCUCCUGAUAGUCUUAGAGGCCUUGAUCGCCACCUGUGCUUUCCAUGGUCGACGAUGCGCAGCCGAGCGCUUGCGGCUGGUGCAGCGGUGGGAGUUCACGCAUAUCCAGUCCGUACACCAGAUCAAUACGGCCUCGGUGGCCAUGGAGAAGAAGUUCACGGCGGAUGUGGAGUGGUACUUCUUGAUGCACAUGACCACCUCCAAGUUCGAGCAGGGUCAGCUGAAGCCUCUGACACCAGCACCCCGGGACUCCACAGCGCCUGGGGAAGUCCCUCAGACUCGUCCGUCCAUGCCAUUCUGGAACGAAGAGACGGACAAGCCAGAGCCUACAGAAAUCCCGGCGGCAGAGGGGCACGCGCAGGAAGAGGCAUUCGCAGGGUGCUUUGUGCUUCUGCAGCCCGGUUCAGGUCUGGAAGGUUUCGAAGAAGGCGAUGAGGUAUCUCAACCUCGCUGCGUGCACUUCUUCCACCGCUCCUGCCUGGAGAACUGGGUACAAGCUCUCAGCAAGGAGCAUGUCACGUCGGCGAAGAGGAAACGGGAACAGGUGUUGUGUCCAAUGCGCUGUGACAGCGCCAAGGUCUCCACCGUGUCCCUACAGGCUUGCAAGCCUGUUUCGGCAGAGCCACCUUGA
Symbiodinium necroappetens is the source of this 792-nucleotide messenger RNA. Lineage: Eukaryota; Dinophyceae; Suessiales; Symbiodiniaceae. The record is from the annotation of a GenBank genome assembly.